Pelobates fuscus (common spadefoot toad) is the source of this 1452-nucleotide messenger RNA. Its product is annotated as pseudouridylate synthase 1 homolog. The record is from RefSeq and is a predicted model, not a curated record. Gene Ontology annotation, biological process: mRNA pseudouridine synthesis; tRNA pseudouridine synthesis. Gene Ontology annotation, molecular function: pseudouridine synthase activity; RNA binding. Lineage: Eukaryota; Metazoa; Chordata; Amphibia; Anura; Pelobatidae. The transcript is spliced from 6 exons. Bases 198 to 1382 code for a protein of 394 amino acids. Gene Ontology annotation, cellular component: nucleus.
UCUGUGUUGGGGGGUGAAAAAAUUAAUUUCCACUAUUUAGCUGAGUGGUUGGUUAUUUAUGGUCAUCCCACGGGGCAUGUCUUUGCAGGCACUCAUUAAUACCAUUUCAAGGUGAUACCAGCUUGCCAUUGACACAGAUACCCUGGAGAUAUAGAUCUGAAUGUUCUUUAUGGAACACACUAAACCUUGGGAAGGAAAUGAAGCGGAUUUGUAUAUUGCCUAUCCAAACGUGGAUUAGACGCCAAUCCAUAUUGAGUCAGGCACCUGAUAUAUCAUGUCUGCCCCCUGUUCAGAGUGCAAUAGAAAUGAAUGAAGAGACAUUACUGGUACAAAACUUUGAUGAGGAAAACACCCACACAAAUAGUGAUAUUUUAUAUCAGUCAGACAGCAAGAAGCUGAUUCCUAAAAAGAAAUAUGCCUUAUUGAUGGCUUACUGUGGCAAUAAGUAUCAUGGCAUGCAGGUUAAUCUUGGUUCACCAGAUUUUCCAACAAUUGAAGGAACUCUCAUUUCAGCACUGAUUAAAGCCGGAUGUGUUCCUGAGAAGUACUCUUCGCAAAUAAAACCGCUGCAUUUUCAGCGCUGUGCCCGUACUGACAAGGGAGUCUCUGCUGUCAGUCAACUGGUUUCCUCAAGGCUUCUAAUGUCCUGCUCAAACCCAGUGGAGGAAAUUAACUUGCAUCUCCCACCUGACAUCCAAAUAUUAGGUGUGAAGCAAGUGACCAAAGGUUUCAGCUCUAAAAACAUGUGUGAUGCUCGGACCUAUUCAUAUAUGCUUCCUACGUAUGCACUGUCCGAUUGUGCUGUUACGUCACCUGACCCAAAUUUCCGGUUGCCUCGGGAAGACUUCCACCGUGUUAACCACAUUCUUUCCUUCUACCGAGGUUCACAUAACUACCACAACUUCACCUCCAAGAAGGCUCCUGAGGACAAGAGUGCAUGGAGACAUAUGUUCUUUGUGUCCUGCUCUGAACCUUCUGUUCACCACGGUAUUGAGUUUGCUUCCAUAUUGUUUACCGGACAGAGCUUCAUGUUGCAUCAGAUCCGGAAAAUGGUGGCUAUGCUUAUUGCUAUAUCAAGAGGUAUUGUCUCUGCUGAUAUCCUCCUCCAUUGUGUACAAAAAGACAAAAUCAGCAUUCCUAAAGCCCCUGGACUAGGUUUAGUACUUGAAUGUGGACAUUUUGGGUACUACAAUCGACGUUAUGGUGCUGAUGGACUCCAUGAAGCUCUGACAUGGGGUGAGCUUUUGCCUCUUAUGGAAGCUUUCCGGGAGGAACAUAUAAAUCCAGUUAUAAUCGAAGGGGAGUUAGAAGAUCUUUCCAUGUAUUUCUUUAUUGAUAAACUUAAACAACACAAUUUUCUUUCACUUAUAAAUAAGUCUUGAAGUGACUUUACUUGUGUGUGCCUGUAAUAUUGGGGAAGUCAUUUUAUUUUGUUGCUCAUGCUACAGAUGU